Molecule: messenger RNA, 714 nt
Organism: Saccostrea cuccullata (small rock oyster)
Lineage: Eukaryota; Metazoa; Mollusca; Bivalvia; Ostreida; Ostreidae
Product: ankycorbin-like
Exons: 1
Coding region: 1-714 (237 amino acids)
Biological process (GO): protein localization to ciliary inversin compartment
Cellular component (GO): ciliary inversin compartment
Molecular function (GO): protein binding
Source: RefSeq, a predicted model, not a curated record
AUGUGCCAACAUAUCGUCCAACGUUAUCCAGAUAUGCUUAUACAGGUAAAUAAUGAAGGACAGAAUGCUGCAUUAUACGCCGCUCAAGGAGGGAAUGUUGAAAUUUUAGAACUUCUAGCAGGAAAAGGCGUCGACAUGACAUAUAAAAACAAGUUUGGCAGUAAUACUUCCGACAUUGCUUGUGUCAAUUCUCAAUUAGAUAUGUGCUGGCGAAUCAUCCAGCAUUAUCCAGAUAUUCUUAAGCAGGUUGAUAUUUCUGAAGGGUGGAAUGCUGCAUUUUACGCCGCAAAAGGAGGAAAUGUAAUAAUCUUAGAACUUCUGGCAGACAAAGAUGUUAAUCUGAUGUAUAAAGACAAACUUUGCAGAAAUAUUCUUGACAUUGCUUGUGUGUUUUCCCGAUUAGAAAUGUGCCAACAUAUCGUCCAACAUUAUCCAGAUUUGCUUAAUAAGGUAGACAAUGGAGGAAACAAUGCUGCCUGUUAUGCUGCAACAGGAGGGAAUGUUAAAAUUUUAAAACUGUUGGCAGAAAAAGGCGCCGACAUGACUUAUAAAAACAAGCAUGGAAUGAAUAUUCUCCACUUUGCCUGUAGGUUUUCUAACUUAGAAAUGUGCCAACAUAUAAUCCACCAUUAUCCAGAUAUGCUUAAUCAGGUGGGUUAUAAAGGGCUGAGUGCUGUAUUAUCCUGGCACAAGGUGGAAAUGUCAGAAUUUUAA